GAAGCCCUGCCUGAAAAAAUGCAGCCUAGGCUGUCACUCUUUAUUCAGCCCAGUGUCUAAUCACAUCUUCUGUCACUCAGGGCCUGAGAGGGUGGGGUUUUAAACGUUAUCCAAUCAGCGACGCUGGACUGUCAACCGUCCAAUCAGGCACACAGCUGGAGCGGACAGGACGGCUUCCGGGAUAUGGCGGGCCCUUUGUCUCUCUGGGCAGCCAGAGCUCCAGCUUUGGUUUUCACUUCUCUGUGUGUCCUGCUCCUGGAGGCCCAGCCUCUGUAGCCCCGUGACCUGCAGGCAUUGAGAGAUCCACAACUAAGAUGCCAGGACGCCCUGGAAGCCUAGAAAUGGGGCCGUUGACAUUUAGGGAUGUGGCCAUAGAAUUCUCUCUGGAGGAGUGGCAAUGCCUGAACACUGAUCAGCAAGAUUUGUAUAGAAAAGUGAUGUUAGAGAACUACAGAAACCUGGUCUUCUUGGGUAUUGCUGUCUCUAAGGCAGAUCUGAUCACCUGUCUGCAGGAAGAAAAAGAUCCCUGGAAUAUGAAGAGACACAGUAUGGUAGCCAAGCCCCCAGUUAUAUAUUCUCAUUUUGCCCAAGACCUUUGGCCAGAGCAGGGCAUAAAAGAUUCUUUCCAAGAAGUCAUAUUGAGAAGAUAUAGAAAAUGUGGACAUGAAGAUUUACAGUUAAGAACAGGAUGUAAAAGUGUGGAUGAGUGUAAUCUGCACAAAGAAGGUUAUAAUGAACUAAACCAGUGUUUGACAACUACCCAGAGUGAAAUAUUUCAAUGUGAUCAAUAUAUGAACGUCUUUUAUAAAUUUUCAAAUUCAAAUAUACAUGAGAUAAGAUAUACUGGAAAGAAACCUUUCAAAUGUAAAAAAUGUGACAAAUCGUUUUGCAGGCUUUUACACCUAACUCAACAUAUAAGCACUCAUACCAGGGAGAAUUCUUACCAAUGUGAAGAAUGUGGUAAAGUCUUUAACUGGUUCUCAACCUUUACUAGACACAGGAGAAUCCAUACUGGAGAGAAGCCCUACAAUUGUGAAGAAUGUGGCAAAGCCUUUAGUGUAUUAUCAAACCUUACUAGACAUAAGAGAAUUCAUGGUGGAGAAAAACCCUACAAAUGUGAAGAAUGUGGCAAAGAUUUUAAAGAGUACUCGCACCUUACUACACAUAAGAGUAUUCAUACUGGAGAAAAACCCUACAAAUGUGGAGAAUGUGGCAAAGCCUUUAGGGUACUCUCAAUACUUACUAAUCAUAAGGUAAUUCAUACUGGAGAGAAACCCUACAAAUGUGAAGAAUGUGGCAAAGCUUUUUACCUAUCCUCACACCUUACAUCACAUAAGAUAUUUCAUACUCGAGAGAAAUCCUACAAAUGUGAAGAAUGUGGCAAAGCUUUUUACAGAUCCUCACACCUUACUACACAUAAAAGAAUUCAUACUGGAGAGAAACCCUACAAAUGUGAAGAAUGUGGCAAAGCCUUUAGGGUACUCUCAAUCCUAACUAAUCAUAAGGUAAUUCAUACGGGAGAGAAACCCUACAAAUGUGAAGAAUGUGGCAAAGCCUUUAACCGGUUCCCAAAACUUACUGCACACAAGGUAAUUCAUACUGGAGAGAAACCCUACAAAUGUGAAGAAUGUGGCAAAGCCUUUAGGGUACUCUCAAUCCUUACUAGACAUAAGAGAAUUCAUGGUGAGAGAAAACCCUACAAAUGUGAAGAAUGUGGCAAAGAUUUUAAACAGUACUCACACCUUACUACACAUAAGAGUAUUCAUACUGGAGAGAAACCCUACAAAUGUGAAGAAUGUGGCAAAGCCUUUAGGGUACUCUCAAUACUUACUAGACAUAAAAUAAUUCACAGCGGAGAAAAACCUUACAAAUGUGAAGAAUGUGGCAAAGCUUUUAACAGGUACUCACACCUUACUAUACAUAAGAGAAUUCACACUGGAGAGAAAUCCUAUAAAUGUGAGGAAUGUGGCAAAGCUUUUAACCAGUGCCCCAAAUUUACUGCACAUAAGAUAAUUUAUACUGGAGAGAAGCCCUACACAUGUAAAAAAAAAUGUGGCAAAGCUUUUAACCAAUCUUCAACCCUUACUACACACAAAAUGAUUCACAGAGGAGAAAAACCUGACAUAUGUGAAGAAUGUGACAAUACCUUUAACCAGUUCUCAAUUCUUACUAAACAUAAAAAAAUUCACACUGGAGAGAAAUCCUAUGAAUGUGAAAAAUAUGGCAAAGCCUGUAACUAGUCCUCAGUUCUUAAAAGACAUGGAGAGAAACUCUACAAAGCAGGAAGAUGUGACAAUGCUUUUGAAAACACCUAAAUCUUUUGUAACCAUUAAAAGAAAUCAUAUUGAUGAGAUUUCAUAUUGGUUAUAACAACAAUACAUUUUACCCUAAAGAAUGUUAUAUAAAUUAAUACAUAAUGAGAUAUUACUCAUUUAUGAACUGGCAUUAUUAAUAGUUAAAUAUUUGUAUUACACAAAAUAAUCUACAAAUAUAAUGCAACCUCUGGCAUUACUA
Messenger RNA from Sapajus apella (tufted capuchin), 2514 nucleotides. RefSeq names its product zinc finger protein 430-like. The transcript is spliced from 6 exons. Gene Ontology annotation, cellular component: nucleus. The coding region runs from base 315 to 2240 and encodes 641 amino acids. The record is from RefSeq and is a predicted model, not a curated record. NCBI's taxonomy places the organism in Eukaryota, Metazoa, Chordata, Mammalia, Primates, Cebidae. Gene Ontology annotation, biological process: regulation of cytokine production; negative regulation of transcription by RNA polymerase II; regulation of immune system process. Gene Ontology annotation, molecular function: RNA polymerase II transcription regulatory region sequence-specific DNA binding; DNA-binding transcription factor activity, RNA polymerase II-specific.